This is a messenger RNA of Oikopleura dioica, 4161 nucleotides long. The record is from the annotation of a GenBank genome assembly. NCBI's taxonomy places the organism in Eukaryota, Metazoa, Chordata, Appendicularia, Copelata, Oikopleuridae.
AUGGGCGCUUACCUACAGAUGUUUUCCUACCAGUGCUACACUUCCGAUUCCUUCCUCGAUGUGAUUUCUGGAAUGAUGCCGAUUCUGCUGAGUUUGAGUUGGGUUUUUACCGUCGCAAUUACUGUCAAAAACAUUGUCUGGGAAAAGGAGUCGAGGCAGAAGGAACUGAUGAAGAUGAUGGGUCUAUCAGGCGGCACGUUAUUGACUAUCAUUAUUAAAUAUGGAGAUAUAUUCCACCACUCGGAUGGAUUCAUCACGUUUUUAUUCCUCUUUGGCUACGCUUUUGCCUCAGCUUCAAUUGCUUUCCUGAUUUCGACCUUUUUCUCUAGCGCGAAUCUAUCAGCCGCCUGCGGUGGGAUAAUUUACUUCUUCUUGUACCUGCCGUAUAAUAUGUGCGCGAUUUGGGAGUUCAAAAUUCCGAGAUGUUCCAUUGCAGUUCCCCUUGGAUACGGGUCGUGGCAAUUCUCAGAUCUGGAAAAAGAAGGAACCGGUGCACAGUGGGGUAAUCUCAACACGGAAUUUGGAAUUAAUCAGCGCUACAUGAACAUUGCCGAAUGCACGCUAAUGUUGUACUUUGACGGCGUUUUCUACUACUUCCUCGCUUGGUACAUCGACAACGUUUUCCCAGGCGAAUUCGGCGUUCCGCGAAAAUGGUACUUUUUCAUUCAGCCUUCGUUUUGGACAGGAAAAUCAAAGCGAAAUACGAGCGAGGAAAUUAGCAAAGGAUCAGUAGAAUCAGACAAAACGGUGAAACAAGAGGCCGUCUCUGAAGAAUUGAAUACUGGAGUGGAAUUGCAAGGACUCACAAAAAUUUAUAAAAACCCGUGGUCCAGUAUGCUAACUGGAAUCUACACACCGAGCGGUGGAACGGCGCUUAUUGACGGAUACGAUAUCUGGACUCAGAUGGAUCAGGUCCGGACGGUGCUCGGCUUUUGUCCACAGCACAACGUACUUUUUGAAGAUCUCACUUGCGCAGAGCAUAUCGAAUUCUUCUGCUCUCUCAAAGGUCAAAACAAAACCAAAACGAAGGUGGAAAUCGACGAGCUUUUGGAAAAAUGCGGAUUGAUGGCCAAAAAGCACCUGAAAGUUCCGACUCUUUCUGGUGGAAUGAAACGCAAGUUGUCUGUAGCUUUGGCUUUUUGCGGCGGAUCGAAAAUUGUCCUCUUGGACGAGCCCACAGCGGGGGUAGACCCUUACGCCAGGCGUGGAAUUUGGGACUUGCUCACAGGAUUCAAAACGGGCCGGACGAUCCUCUUAUCGACCCACCACAUGGACGAAGCGGACGUGUUGGGUGACCGCAUCGCUAUCAUCGCGGCAGGGCGGCUAAAAUGUGUCGGCAGCUCGCUUUGGCUGAAGAGUAAUUACGGCGAAGGGUACUAUCUGACAGUAAAUACGCGUUUUCACGAUGAAACGCGCGAUGCUAUCAACUCCUGCGGAAACGAACACUUAGAUGUGGUCGAGACAAAGCUCAAUAGUAUCUCGUUUCGGGUACCUUAUCAUUUUGUCGAGCAGGACUUGAUGUCAAAAAUCCUCGACAAGCUCGAAUCCAAAGAGCUUAAUGGCAUCCACUCUUACGGCAUCCGCGACUCCAGCCUCGAAGAAAUCUUCAUCAAAAUCGCCAGCCAGGAUGAAAAAGAAAAAGGCAAAAAUUCGGAAGAGGAGGAGCCGGAAGGAAGGAAGAGCCUGUCGCUUUCUAGUAGUACUAUUGAAGGGACCGGGAAUAAAAUCCACCCAGAAUUAAUCGACAAAGGAAGGAAUGUGCAGGGCACCGCCGAAAAACGCAAGUGGACGAUCGACUACGCGAAGGAAAAAGGCUUCGACUUAUCUGAUCGAUAUUGUUCGGACGCUAAUGUUGAUCCGGAAGAGUACUUAUUGCCAAACGCUUCAUGGAGUUUAUCCCGCCCGGUGGGAAGUGAGACUAACGACGCUUGCGCCUGUACAUACGGGGACUAUAUUAAUCCACUCAUGGACUGCGGAAGAUAUCCAAACGACCAUCCAAACUACCCUGGUCAGAAAAAGUUUGCUGGAGGAGAAAAUACGCCGAUUUUCGAGCUUUACAGUGGAAUGCAUAAUUAUAAUAUGAACGGGAGAAAUAUCACUGACUGGGUUCAGAAAACUGUCGACAAGGAUACCUUCGUCUUCCAACGAUACGGAGGCUUUAGCAUUGGAGCCAAUGCUUUGAAUGAAAGUUUAUUGAACUUGCAACCCGGAUUGGAGGACCGUUUGGAUCCAUUCAUUCGCCACCGGAAUUCAAAAAUAUGGUUCAAUAAUGUUGGCUACCACGCCUCUGUUGCUUAUUACAAUAUUUUCGCCAACUCUCUCCUCCGCUCCUCCAUGCCGGAUAGGAACCCGGAGGAACUUGGGAUUGAUGUGGUGAAUUAUCCACUCGACUUCGAUCUGAAUAACAUUGACGCUGCUGCUUUUCAACAAGCGUCUACGGAUUUUUUGAGCGGAAUGAACCCGAAUAUCUACUGGAUCGCCAACUACUGCUGGGACAUCCUUAUCUUUCUCUUCCCAACUGCCCUCUCAAUCGCGAUCUUCGCCCUGUUCCAGAGCAAUGCUUAUACAGGCAAAGAUAAUAUUGGAAGCUUGGUUCUUUUGUUUAUCCUUUUUGGCCUGGCUGCGACCCCGCUGAUGUACCCAGCUACGUAUCUGUUUGAUAAGCCUGCUACUGCAUACGUCGCCCUAACCGCGUUCAACCUGUUUAUCGGAAUCAACACAACGAUUGCGGUUUCCGUCAUGAUGAGCAUCGCUGAAAGUGAUCCGGAUUUGGAAGAUAUCUACAUAAUUCUCGACAACGUGUUUUUGAUAUUUCCGCAUUUCUGCCUCGGCCGGGGCUUGAUGGAAAUGGCCAUACAACAGGCUUACCUGGACGCGUACGCCGAACUCGGGUUUGAACAAGAACGAAAGGAGCCGAUUUUAGCAUUUGAGUACAACGGUCGCUGCUGCCUGGCCAUGGCGAUCCAAACUAUCGUUUUCUUCUCUUUGGUGCUCUUUAUUCAACAUCGUUCUACGGCGAAAUCAACAUCAAAAAUAGUCACCCAUAGCAGUGGAAAACUGGAAGAAUCGGACGUGGCAGCAGAGACCGCCCGCGCGCACGAUGAAAACAACAAAGACUUACUCAGGAUUAAAAAGCUGACAAAGCUUUUCCAACAAAAGGGAGGAAGCGGGACUUUCACGGCUGUUGAUGGGAUUUCUUUGUCCGUACCGAAGGGCGAGUGCUUCGGCCUUUUGGGAACCACCACUUUCAAAAUGCUCACCACCGACUUGGCCCCCUCCUCCGGCGAUGCCUUCAUCAACGACUUAUCCCUCGUCCAAAGUCCCGACAAAACCCGUCGCUUCAUCGGCUACUGCCCCCAAUUCGACGGCCUCAAUUCCGUCCUCACCUCCGCCGAACACAUUCGCUACUACGCCAAGAUCCGCGGCAUCAAGAAAAACGAGCUGAAGGACAUGGUCGAAUGGGCUCUCCACGAGCUGAAUCUGACGGAAUAUCGGAACAUUCCAGCAGGAGAAUAUUCCGGCGGGAACAAGCGAAAACUCUCCACUGCCAUUGCCUUCACUGGAGCUCCGGAGGUGAUUUUGUUGGAUGAGCCAACAGCUGGUGUGGAUCCAAAAGCACGGCGAUUUUUAUGGGACGUGAUAAAGCGCAUGGUUCAAAAGGGCCAUGCAAUUGUACUCACUUCACACAGCAUGGAAGAAUGCGAGAUCCUCUGCGGGCGAUUGGCGAUCAUGGUGAAUGGGAGCUUCGAGUGCCUCGGCCAAGGCUCCUCUCAGCACUUGAAAGCCAAAUACGGGGAAGGAUACAUUGUUGCCAUACAAGGAGAAAGAAGCAAGCAUGACAGUAUCAUCAACGGCCUGAGCGAGCAUUUCGCUGAUGUGAAAGUAACUGAACAAAGAUCCAACAACCUUCAGCUUCAACUGGUAGAAAUGAACAGCCUGAAAACCCUGUUCUCAUCCCUCCAAGAGAUGAAAAAACAAGACCUUUUGACCGACUACAGAAUCUCCCAAACCACCCUUGACGACGUUUUCAUCUCUUUCGCCAAGCGACAAGGGAAUGAAAAGACCAAAGCUGAAAUCAACGAAGAGGAUUUCCAAGUCGUAGAAAUUCCGCCGAAAAUUUCGGAAGCUGAGAAAUCCGGGAGUCAAGAAACCAAUUUCUAG